Molecule: messenger RNA, 933 nt
Organism: Triticum aestivum (bread wheat)
Lineage: Eukaryota; Viridiplantae; Streptophyta; Magnoliopsida; Poales; Poaceae
Product: LRR receptor kinase BAK1
Exons: 6
Coding region: 19-720 (233 amino acids)
Source: RefSeq, a predicted model, not a curated record
GGCUUCCUUCUUCCAGCAAUGGCGGCUCUGACCGGUGCAGCGCUCCUCCUCGCCAGCCUCCUUGCUCUUGCAGCCAUAGCCAGCGGCAACACCGAAGGUGACAUCCUCUACUCGCAAAGGCUGGCGUGGAAGGACCCCAACAACGUGCUGCAGAGCUGGGAUCCCACCCUUGUCAACCCCUGCACUUGGUUCCAUGUCACCUGCAACAACGUCAACAACGUCAACUCCGUCAUCCGAGUGGACUUGGGGAAUGCAGGCCUCUCAGGCGCCCUGGUUCCUGGACUGGGACGAAUGGUGAACCUUCAGUACCUGGAGCUGUUUGGGAACAAUAUCAGUGGACCGAUUCCAGCAACCCUCGGCAACCUGACACGCCUGGUCAGCCUUGAUCUCUACGACAACCAUCUCACCGGCGCGAUACCAGCCUCGCUCGGGAACAUCGGGACGCUGCGUUUCCUGAGGCUGCACGGGAACAAGUUUGCAGGUGGUAUACCGUCGUCGUUGGGCCGUCUGACGAAGCUUCAAACUUUGGAGCUUCAGGAGAACAUGCUGACCGGCACAGUGCCGCUGGAAGUCCUCUCUCUUGUUCUUCUUGGGGACUUGACUGAACUUAACGUUGCCAAGAACAGUCUGGCCGGCACUGUCAAAUCAUCUAAACCAAGAGUAGCUACCGUCAUCCAGGACACGCUCAAGACUACACGUCUACAUGCUGAGCAGCACUGACAACCUGAACUUUUCUAAGAAUAAACUGAAUGUUUUUUUCCUUUUGAAACUGCUGGAAGAGGCUGUAGCCUUUUAUUCCGUUAAGAGCCCCUAGCUUACAUCCAUUUCUAGAGAGAAAAAGGGAAAAGGUGAAAGGUAGUUGAAUACAUUGUAAUCAGUGCAACUUCAUAAUAAUGAAUCUUUCUCUGCACCUUUAGUGCAUAUCCAGUGUUA